Messenger RNA from Metarhizium album ARSEF 1941, 1992 nucleotides. Its product is annotated as creatine transporter. Gene Ontology annotation, cellular component: membrane. The coding region runs from base 1 to 1992 and encodes 663 amino acids. The transcript is spliced from 3 exons. Lineage: Eukaryota; Fungi; Ascomycota; Sordariomycetes; Hypocreales; Clavicipitaceae. Gene Ontology annotation, biological process: sodium ion transmembrane transport. The record is from RefSeq and is a predicted model, not a curated record.
AUGCCGUCUACAUUGAAGACCAUCUUCAAGUUCCUCGCGCCAGACUCCGAAAAGGGCCGAGAUGGCCGGGACGUGUGGUCGUCCAGGACGUCGUUUGUGCUUGCGGCCAUGGGAGGCGCCGUCGGCCUGGGCAAUCUCCUCCGGUAUCCGUCCGUUGUCUUCUCCAACAGCGGUGUUCAGUGGUUUAUUCCGUAUUUCUUGGCUCUGUUGCUCCUGGGAAUCCCGCUUCUGCUGCUCGAAAUCUCCAUUGGCCUGGCAUAUCGUGGAGGACCAGUCGUCGCCUACAAUGCAAUCAGCAAGCACACCCGCGGUGUUGGUUUUGCCGUCACCAUGACAGGAUACAUUGUGGCUACCUAUUAUGUUCCCAUCCUAUCGUGGGUCAUGCACUAUUUUCGCUCUUCUUUCCAGCGCCCGCUGCCCUGGACAGGUCGUGGGGACGAGUUUUACAUGCAAGACGUCGUCGCCAACGCGGCCCCUGUCCCUGGCACCGUCAGCGGCGGCACAGUUACCUCGUACACAAUGUAUCCAGGUGUUGGCUUUGUCGGCGAGACGGUUGGUUGGUGUGCCUUUGUGUGGCUGGCGGUCUAUCUCUGCUUGUUCAAAGGCGUCGGCGUGACUGGCCGCGCCGUGUACUUCACAAUGGGAUUGCCCAUCAUCGUGAUGUUUGUGCUCAUGGGCCGAUCUCUGUCGUUGCCAAACGCCAUUGACGGCGUGAGGCUGUACUUUGCAGAGUGGCAUGGCGAGAAACUAGCCAGCGGUCAGAUUUGGCAGGCCGCUUGCGGGCAAAUCUUCUUCUCCAUCGGCGUUGGUUUCGGCUACUUUACAGCCUAUGCAUCCUACAGCAGCCGCUAUUCCAACGCGGUUCAGGAUACCAUCAUCAUCUCUCUGAGCAACUCCUUGUACGAGAUAUUGGCCGGCUUUGCCGUUUUUGGGAUUGUCGGGUUCUUGGGCCUUCGACCACAAGACAACGUUCAGCUCACCACCUUUUCCGUCGGCUUUCUCACCUAUCCUCUGGCCAUUUCAGAGACGCCGGGGGCCAAUGUUUGGGCGGUUUUGUUUUUCCUGACUCUGGCGUUCCUGGGCUUGAGUUCGGCCUUUGCCCUCACCGAGUCCAUGGUCACCUUGCUCUGUGACUCUGAUCUGGGCAAGAGACUUCCUCGAGUUGUCAUUUCCACCGCCGUUAUUGUCAUUACUUUCCUGUUAUCUCUCUUGUACUGCUCCAGAUUUGGGUUUUAUCUCUUGGAUGCCAUGGAUACUUGGAUCAACAACCUUGCACUCCUGUUUGCCGCCUGGUGCGAGGGCAUGGUGUGCACCACGCUAUACAGGCACCGGGAUGUGUACAAACAGGUUGGCUGGGCGGCGUUCUUGACAUAUACAGGUUGCUAUCUGAUGGCCAUGGUGCUUGGUGUUGCGACUGGCCACUCUGUAGGCCCAAGUGCUGGGGCCGGCGUGGGAUUUGGUCUGUUCGUUGUCGGCACAGCUAUUUCCGUACUCGUCGCCAAGACUCCCGACUCUGUUCCUCCAACAUUCUGGGGGAAGAACAAGUGGCUAAGCAGGUUUUGGUGGGUUGCAUUCUAUCCGGGCAAUCAACUUACACGCGACCUCAACUCGGUCAUUGCUACCGGGAAGAAUUGGAGCAUCCCCUUCAUCUGGGCCCCCGUCGUUCGCUACAUAUCGUGUCCUAUUCUUUCCAUUAUCAUCUCUUUUGCGUAUCCGGCUUUCUUCGAGACGCGCAUGGAUCCCCUGCAUAUUUUCGCAUUCGCAGUCGCGCAUGUUACUAUGGUCAUUGUGGCGGUUGGCUUCAUCUUCCCGCCAGCAUUCGACGUAUUCAUUCCCCCCAAACGACGGGGGAAUGAGAACACAGCAUACGCCCCCCAAGUCACUAUCAUGGGGGUGAGCGACGGGAGCGCCGUCACAGAGACGGAGGAGGCAAGGGACGAAACCAAACCAAGGCUUGAGCAGCAAGGGGUUGGCGGACAGCAAGCACAGUGA